This is a messenger RNA of Zychaea mexicana, 252 nucleotides long. RefSeq names its product transcription regulator HTH, apses-type DNA-binding domain-containing protein. Gene Ontology annotation, biological process: positive regulation of transcription by RNA polymerase II. The transcript has 2 exons. Lineage: Eukaryota; Fungi; Mucoromycota; Mucoromycetes; Mucorales; Lichtheimiaceae. The record is from RefSeq and is a predicted model, not a curated record. Gene Ontology annotation, molecular function: DNA-binding transcription factor activity; sequence-specific DNA binding. The coding region runs from base 1 to 252 and encodes 83 amino acids. Gene Ontology annotation, cellular component: nucleus.
AUGGGUGGAGCAGUACCCGUUCAGAGACCCAAACUGACAACAACAGUGUGGGAAGACGAAGGUACAAUCUGCUAUCAAGUCGACGCGAAGAACAUCUGCGUUGCCCGUCGCCAAGACAAUGACAUGGUGAACGGAACAAAGUUGUUGAACGUCGUUGGCAUGUCUCGUGGCAAGCGUGACGGCAUCCUCAAGAACGAGAAGGGUCGUGUUGUCGUCAAGGUUGGUGCCAUGCAUCUCAAGGGCGUCUGGUAA